Molecule: messenger RNA, 5967 nt
Organism: Dryobates pubescens (Downy woodpecker)
Lineage: Eukaryota; Metazoa; Chordata; Aves; Piciformes; Picidae
Gene: PARG
Product: poly(ADP-ribose) glycohydrolase
Exons: 18
Coding region: 217-3114 (965 amino acids)
Biological process (GO): carbohydrate metabolic process; regulation of DNA repair; nucleotide-sugar metabolic process
Cellular component (GO): nucleus; cytoplasm
Molecular function (GO): poly(ADP-ribose) glycohydrolase activity
Source: RefSeq, a predicted model, not a curated record
GUCCUGCCGCUCCUUCUUCGUCUCCUGCCGAGGGAGCGGCCGGCGGGACGAGCCCGGUGCUGCGGGCCGGAGGAUGCAGAGAGGCAGAUCUGCCGGCAGAGCCGCCGCCGCAUCUUCGCGCCGUUCCCGAGGGGCGGCUGCCGCCUGGUCCCGGCGGCCGCUUGCGGGCCCGCGCGGCUGAGGCGGGCUGGGCGGGCGGAGGUGGGCCUGCUGAGGAUGAGUGCGGGCUGCGGGCGGGAUCCCCCUCGGAAGAGAGCCCGACCGAGCACCGACAGCCCCGGCGGCGGCUCCCAGGGAGAGCAGUCGCCGCCGCCGCUCGGUCCCCGCCAAGAGGGGCCUGGGGGCAACAACUCCAGCGGCGGCAACAGCCCCGCCACCGCCGUGGGAAACAAAGUUUGUAGACAACGAACAAUUACCAGUUGGCUGGAGAAUAAAGGGCACAAGACAACAGAGUCCAAAAGCUUACACAGCAAAAUUAACAACAAUACUGAAGCAAAUCUCAAGAUGACCUCCAUUAAAAAAGAGACCUGUUGUGAGCACGAUGUGAAAAAGCUAGAGAAUAUUUGUCAGCAAAAUUAUUCAGAAAUACCUGUGGAAGUUGGUGCAAAGUAUGUUAAUUUGCCUCAGACAGGCAGCAUGCAUAAUUCGGAGGCUGACGACAAAGAUCAGGUCUUAGAGACAGAGCCUGCAGAGGGGGUGCAGUCUGGAGACGUCUUUAAAAAUGCUAAUAUUGAUCAGAUGCACAAAACUGGCAAGCAGGCUCAGAGAGGCUGUGGAGAAAACAAUGAUAUUUGGACUCAGAGGAAAUUAUCAUCAGGACAGUCUUUGAAAAUGGGAAAUACAAAACUUUCUUCAAAAGACACCAAGACAGAUGGACAGGCAGCUUCAUGCAAUUCACAGAAGCUGAAGAGUUGCAGUUCUGUCUGUUUAAUGGGUGAAAAGGAGGAAGGGGAUGUAGUUCCAGAAAGUCCACUUUCAGACACUGGUUGUGAUGCUUGUAUAUCAGAUCUUGGAGAUCGUGGGAAACUGAGCAAAUGCCAGAGCAGUUCAGGGGAUUCACCUGCUUUUGAGAAAGAAAGUGAACCAGAGUCACCAAUGGAUGUAGAUAAUUCUAAGAACAGCUGUCAUGGGUCGGAGGCUGAUGAAGAAACAAGUCCAUUUCUUGAUGAGCGAGAUGAGAUCAGUAUGUCAAAAUCCAUAAACAAAUCUUUCAGAAUUCAGUAUGGGGAUGCUGAACUGGAGUCCAGAAAGCCACGAUUUUCCUCUAAAGGCUGUGAAAGCUGUGAUGAAGUAGAUAAUUCUGUUAAAGAGGAUGGUCUGCAUGCAAAGCCACCUGGGAUCUCUCCUGCUCCAUUAUUAGAAUGCAAAGGUGCAAAACAGAGUGUGAAGAGAGACUCUAAAAUCACCUCUCACUUCAUGAGGAUACCGAAAGUUGAGGACAAAAGAAAAGAAAAAUGUGAAUACAAACCCCAGAGGACAGGAAGGAAGAUUCCUAAAUACAUGCCACCUCCUCUUCCAACUAACAAGAAGUGGUUUGGGACACCAAUUGAAGAGAUGAGAAGAAUGCCAAUGUGUGGGGCUCGUCUUCCUUACCUGCGACCCUCAGCCAAUCAUACAGUAACCGUUAGAGUAGAUCUUCUGAGGGAAGGAGAGGUGCCUAAACCCUUUCCAACUCAUUACAAAGAUUUGUGGGACAACAAACAUGUUAAAAUGCCCUGCUCAGAACAAAAUUUAUACCCUGUAGAGGAUGAGAAUGGAGACAGAACUGCUGGAAGUCGAUGGGAACUAAUCCAAACUGCCUUACUGAAUAAAUUUACUUGCUCACAUGAUUUGAAGGAGGCUAUACUGAGAUACAACAUUGCUUAUUCCAAGAAAUGGGACUUCACUGCUCUUACUGACUUCUGUGAAAAGGUUCUCGAAGAUGCAGAAGCUCAACAUCUGUUCCAGUCUAUUCUUCCUGAUAUGGUCAAGCUGGCUCUCUGUCUCCCUAACAUUUGCACACAGCCAAUACCUCUACUGAAACAAAAGAUGAAUCACUCCAUCACUAUGUCACAGGAACAGAUUGCUAGUUUUCUGGCCAAUGCUUUCUUCUGUACUUUUCCACGUCGCAAUGCGAAGAUGAAGUCUGAGUAUUCUAGUUAUCCAGACAUUAACUUCAACAGAUUGUUUGAAGGACGAUCACCAAGGAAGCCUGAGAAACUUAAGACCCUUUUCUGCUAUUUUAGGAGAGUUACAGAAAAAAAACCUACGGGAUUGGUGACCUUUACAAGGCAAUGUCUCCAGGAGUUUCCAGACUGGGAAAGAUCACAGAAAAAACUGUCCAGAUUGCAUGUCACCUAUGAAGGCACCAUUGAAAGCAGUGGACAAGGUAUGCUACAGGUUGAUUUUGCAAACCGUUUUGUUGGAGGUGGUGUGACCGGAGCAGGACUAGUACAAGAAGAAAUUAGAUUUUUAAUCAACCCAGAACUGAUUGUAUCGAGACUUAUCACUGAAGUCUUGGAUCACAAUGAAUGUCUUAUCAUCACAGGUACUGAGCAGUACAGUGAGUACACAGGCUAUGCAGAAACUUACCGGUGGGCAAGAAGCCAUGAAGAUAAAACCCCAAGGGAUGAAUGGCAGCGACGCUACACUGAAAUUGUUGCUAUAGAUGCAUUUCACUUCAGACGUUUUCUUGAUCAGUUUGGUCCAGAGAAAAUUAGAAGGGAGCUCAACAAGGCCUUCUGUGGCUUCUCUCGACCCAAUGUUCCACCUCAACAUCUCUCUGCAAUAGCCACAGGAAACUGGGGAUGUGGUGCCUUUGGAGGGGACUCCCGAUUAAAAGCCUUAAUACAGAUAAUGGCAGCUGCUGAGGCUGGGCGUGAUGUUGUUUACUUUACCUUUGGAGAUGUGGAGCUGAUGCGGGAUAUUUACAGCAUGCACACUUUUCUCUGUGAGAAGGGCCAAACUAUUGGGGACAUUUACAGGCUGUUACUGAGAUACUACAAUGAAGAAUGCAGAAGCUGUUCUACUUCAGGACCAGAUGUCAAGCUGUACUCUUUCAUAUACAACACCAUUGAGUCCUAUGCAGAUUCUACUGAUGAUGAUGAAGAAAAAGGGUUGUGCAUUGAGGAUUAAAAUAAAUGUAUUUGAUCAGAAUAUUGUUCAUCUCCUCCCACUGGUAUAUUAUGUGGAUUGCUGGGUAUCAUGUAUGAAUUGGCUUAACUUAAUAUAUAUUGACUGCAUUGGUAGUUAAUGUGUAAUGCCCAAAGAAAACCCACCCUGGAGAAGACAAGAUUUUUUUUGUUUGUUUGUUUUGAUGGUUUCAUACAUUAAAACCUUGUUCAUGUGUGUACAGAAAAAGAUUUCUUUGGUAAAUCUGGUUUGCAUUCUCUGUACUCCUUUGCCUUUAUUUUUCACAGGUCUUAUCUAGACUUCUCUUGCAAGCUUAGUGCUGAAGUACAGGCAGCCAUGUAACUCCAGGGGUUAUUUUGGAGAGAAGUGUUGGAAUGAUCAUACUGAAAAUUGACAUAAUUUGAUUACCUUCUUAAGACUGCCAGAGUAACUUCAUUGUUCUUACCAACUUUCUUAUUUAUUUGACUUUAAAUGUCCUGAUUUAAAUAUAUUAAAUGGUUAAAAUUGGAAAGAUUUUGGAGGAGCUAUAAUGCAUUCCACAGCUACAUUGUCUUUAUCAAGUCAGACACAGAAGUUAGCAUGAAGUAGAGAAAUAUCAAAAUGUGGGAGAAUACGAAACUGAGAAAUGUAACCAGAGUUAGGAGCAGAGGGAAAUAUUUUGACAUGAAACUCUCAAUAUCAUUUGAUUGGUGCUGUUACAAUACUGAACAAGGUAUUAGAGAUGUUAGUAUAAGGAAAGUUUCCCAAGGCUUACUGUUGUUGGCAAUAUCAUUUGAACUAAGGUCUGCUAGUUGUAUUUAUCUUGUCAUAUCCAUUCUUUAUUGUAGUAUGCAUAUAUGUGAGUAUAAGAUCCCCAUGGGAUAACAUAACUGAGGAAAUGGAUAUCACUUACAUAUCAGUGGGAGGAAAGUCUGCACAGUACAAUUAAGAGUAUGAGCUCUUACUAGGAGUUUGCACCUUUGCUUUUUCAGGUAUGUGAACAUUACCAAUGAAGACAGGGCAAAAGAUGUAUAAAACUGUGCUAUUACUAUCUCUGUGAAUACCAAAUUAGCAUUGUUGUUGUACAUUAAUAGUUUACCCAAAACUGCAGAUACAUCUGUGAUAGGAUUUUUCCAGGUACAGGGCCAAUCCAAUGAAAGAUUUGUCUGUUAGUAAUUUAAACACAGUUUAUUUUAAGCCUAAGUUGCUAAAUUUUGCGUCCCCUGUAUUAGAUUUUUCUGGUCUGUCAGGGUUGCUGUAACCAAUUUUAGCAAUGCAAGUGAAAACCACAGGAGGAAAUGCAGUGAGCUGUGCCUUUAGUAUCAACAAAUCCUUUUGGUUAGUGUCAGAUAAAACUUCACCAACCCUGAAACGCAAAACAGUAAUGAAAUGCUGUUGGCAGUCUGGCUUACAACAAAGCACUCACUGCUUGAGGUGCUGUGGUGGAAGCAAUAGCAAAGAGUUUGGGUCAUUUAUAAAACACCUAAAGAGUGCUGCACCUUUGCAUUAAUGUUAAGUGGGUAUUUUGGAAGCAUGGUGUUUGGAAGGUGAUAGAUGCAGCAGUUUUCUUCCCCUUCUUCCCACCAGCUGUAGUUUUCUCCACCCCUGUCAGUUAUAAGGAAAAGUUUUGGGCUGGAAUUUCAGGUGUUUUUCUGUGUUUGCAACUUGUAUCUUCAGAGUUAGUGGAAAUCUUUUCUCCUAGUCUGUCAGUGUUGGCUCACAGUCCGGCAAAAGGAGUAACUGUUUUCUGCUAAGCUCUUACUUGGCAUUUAGGUUCCGACUAUGAGAGUGCUUCUAGAUGCAUUGCUGCUACUGAUAAAUGUACCCUGUUAAUUAAGACAAGUGAUGGAAAAUUGGUGCUAUCUGCCAAAACUUCUUCAUCUUAUUACUCAGGAUUUCCUAUAGAAAAGGUGAAUUUGUUCCUAAACAACUGGAAGAAAUUAUAGCAAAAAGCUUUAGGUGGCUAGAUGUGACCUCCCCUUUAUUGUAAAUAAAAAUUUUAGUGCAAUACUUGUUUUCAUUGUGAGAGGAAGUGAUUGGUCAGGUAUGGAAAGUGUACCAAAAUAAUAUGGCAUGAAGUUGUUUCAGCUCUGGAAAGAGAAAAUAUGUUUAACUUUGGAAAGAGUUUCUGAACAUCAUAAUUUAAAGUAUCCAGUUAAGAGAGUGUUUGCAGUGUCCAGUGUUUCCAGGACAAUCCAAGUAAUUUUAUUCUGUCUGUAUUUUCACUGAUAUCUGAGAAUUUUCAGACAUGGGGAAGAAUGCUUUUUAUUUCAGAUUAGGAUAGGUUUACCCUACUUUUCCUGCCCUCCCCCCCAUGUUUGUAUGGACAGAAGAAAGGAAAAUAAUGACUCAUCUUCUGUUUAAUGUGUCAACUGAAUGAGUGAUAUAUCCUGCAUUCUGCUGUGUGUCACUGAACAUGUAAAGGACAAUGUUGGAAGAACACUUGGAAUAUGAAUUGAUUGUGGAAAGGCUGAAGAUUUUUUUUUCUCGGUUGUUUUGGGAAGGUGUUUAAGCAAUUUAUCUCCAAGCUAACAAUUUCAUAAUGGUGUUACAUUCCUGUGACUUCUUAAAUCAAUAAAAAACUAAACUGCCCAGAAUGCUGCAUGUGGAAACAGGAAUUUUGCAUCAGCCCAGUAUGUGCUCUGCAUCUUCUUUCUUUUUCCCUCCACUCACCAGUCUCCCAUUUAUAAACCACCUGAAAGGGUUUCUUUAACUGGAGAUGCCUGUUGGUGCUGUGUUUAAAGUAGCAUGGAAUGGAGAUGACAGUGAUCUCUUUGUGCAGCCUAGUAAGCUUCAGUUUCACUCUUCCAGAAACCUUUUUAUGAAGCCUUCAUUUUUUUUCUUCUAUUUUUCUUUCUAUGAAGCCUUCAUAUUUUU